AUGUUUGCGGCUGUAAGACCCCAAAUCAAUAUUUACUCCGAGUCAGGAGAUAAUUGUAUCGGCACUCAUGUACUUCCAGCUGUUUUUAAAGCUCCAAUUCGUCCUGAUAUUGUGAGAGUUGUUCAUAUGAACAUCUCAAAGAGCAAUCGUCAGCCUUAUUCAGUUUCAUCAAAAGCUGGACAUCAAACAUCAGCUGAAUCCUGGGGUACCGGUCGUGCUGUUGCUCGUAUUCCUCGUGUGUCUGGGGGUGGUACUCACCGUGCUGGACAGGGUGCUUUUGGUAAUAUGUGCCGAGGUGGUCGUAUGUUCGCACCAACCAAAAUUUGGCGUAAAUGGCAUGUAAAAACUAAUUUGAAUCAAAAAAGAUUUGCUAUAGCAUCAGCUUUAGCAGCAUCAUCAAUUCCAUCACUUGUAAUGGCAAGAGGUCAUCGUGUCGAAGACAUUCAAGAAGUACCACUUGUAAUUGGUAAUGGCAUUGAAUCUUUAGCCAAAACCAAAGCAGCCGUAACACUUCUUAAAACCGUUCGUGCUUAUAGAGAUGUAGUAAAAGUCUCAAAUUCUCGUAAAUUAAGAGCUGGCAAAGGUAAAAUGCGUAAUCGUAGACAUCGUCAACGAAGAGGUCCACUUAUUGUUUUUAACGAAGAUCAUGGUGUCGUUAAAGCUUUUCGUAAUAUCCCUGGCGUUGAAUUGGUUAACGUUAGAAGAUUAAAUUUAUUACAAUUGGCACCGGGUGGUCACAUUGGUAGAUUUGUUAUUUGGUCUCAAGGGGCUUUUGCUUUAUUGGAUGAUUUCCUUCCAUCACACAUUAUUACCAAUCCAGAUGUUACCGGUCUUAUCAAUUCCAAUGAAAUUCAAUCUGUACUUCGACCUGCUGGUGAAAAACAUCAAAAACGUCCAUAUACUCAGAAGAAAAAUCCUUUACGCAAUAAUGGUAUUAAGAUUCGUCUUAACCCUUAUGCUAAGGUAUUGCAAAGGGCUGAAAUCAUUGCAGCUGAACAACGUAAAGCUGGUAAAAUCAAAAAGAAGAAGCCUCAAUACAAAGCAUCUACUAAGGUUUCGGAAAA
Messenger RNA from Funneliformis geosporum, 1064 nucleotides. The record is from the annotation of a GenBank genome assembly. Lineage: Eukaryota; Fungi; Glomeromycota; Glomeromycetes; Glomerales; Glomeraceae.